Messenger RNA from Thrips palmi, 2633 nucleotides. RefSeq names its product heparan-alpha-glucosaminide N-acetyltransferase-like. NCBI's taxonomy places the organism in Eukaryota, Metazoa, Arthropoda, Insecta, Thysanoptera, Thripidae. The record is from RefSeq and is a predicted model, not a curated record. The transcript is spliced from 12 exons. Bases 165 to 1895 code for a protein of 576 amino acids.
GCGGAAGUGCCCCAUCCCUCCCUUCCCCAUCCCCCCGUACCUCCUCCCGGUCAUCUCCUCAACUCAGCACCACUUUUUUUCCGUUUUAUUUUAAAUGUUGAAAUUUGACUGUACAGGAUAAGCUUUGUGUCUGACGGUAAACUUUUUGAAGCGGUGUAUGAACAAUGUUGAACACCACUUUUUGGGGACAACCCUGUCCCCACAAUCUUCAACUGGAUCAAGCAUGUCUUGAGGUGUAUUCAUCAAUACCAAACAGAGUAGACUUAUGGCACCAAUAUGUAGAGUGUUCUGGGUGCGACGGUGAGCUCUGGGCCACCAUUCCGGCCAAUGGGACUGCCGCAUUCCUUACCGACACUGCAAUCCGUAGUUUCUUCUACUUCACUAUAGGAAAAGACCAACACUACUGCAACACAACUGAAAAAUUUGAUGAAUAUGGUAUCUAUGGCUGGAACAUUACCAGCGGAAGCUGUACGAGUGUUUGGACAAUAAAACCGCCUUCUACCCAUUUCUACUUACCCAUUACAGUAGCUUUUUUUGUGUAUGUCAUCGCUGCUAUCUUAAUGUGUGUAGCAAAAUGUGUCUACCAGCAUGAAUGGUCUGCCAGAGCUUGGCUCUUAAAUGUUGCAUUUACUGAGCUUGAAAAUGAUUUAGGCCCACCAGAGUCAAGAGAAAAUUCUCCUAAUACCGGCUCCCGUUUGGGAAACAAUAGAAGACAGAUAAACACACGCAUACAGUCUUUGGAUACCUUUCGGGGGAUUUGCAUAGCUAUGAUGAUCUUUGUUAAUUAUGGAGGAGGACAAUACCGCAUUUUUCGGCACACUCCUUGGAAUGGCAUGACGAUUGCUGAUGUUAUAUUUCCAUGGUUCUUAUGGGUAAUGGGAAUGUCCCUAGUCCUGUCAUUGAGAUCACAACUUAGAAGUGACCGCUCUCGAUAUUCAGUGUGGCUCACUGCACUACGCAGAUCUCUGAUGCUUAUUGCCCUGGGCCUUCUGUUGAAUUCCUUUGGACACCUCCACAAUGAUCUUUCUAAUUUCCGGUAUGGUGGAGUGCUCCAGAGGCUGGGGGUCAGCUACUUCAUUAUAGCUUCUGUCGAAACCAUUUUUAUGAAUUUGCAAGGACCCUCAGAGUAUGGUUUGCUCUUGGACAUCUUAGAUGGUUGGGUUCAAUGGAUAUUCGCACUGGGUUUUGCCGGUGCAUGGAUGAUGAUCACGUUUCUGGUUGAUGUGCCUGACUGCGGCCCUGGAUACUUGGGCCCGGGAGGAAUGCAUGAUCAUGGGAAGUACAUGAAUUGCACAGGUGGAGCAGCUGGCUAUCUUGAUCGAUUGAUCCUACAACCCAAUCACAUGUACAAACAUCCGACUUGUAAAAAAAUAUAUCAAACCAUCCAGCCCUAUGAUCCUGAAGGUCUUCUGGGAACAUUGACUGCUGCAUUUCUAGUUCAUCUUGGGGUUCAUGCCAGCAGAGUAUUGCUAUGUUAUGACUCCUCAAAGUCUCGUAUUUCUCGAUGGAUUGCUUUUGGAUUUGUGACUGCCAUGGUGGGUGGAAUGCUUUGCGGCUUCUCCUUCAAGGACACUGGUCACAUUCCCAUUAACAAGAAUCUAUUUUCUCUGUCUUUUGUUUUGUUGACUGGAGGAUUUGCAAAUUUGGUUUUUGCCAUCUUGUACUUUAUGAUAGACCACAAAAACUGGUGGUCAGGAUUUCCAUUUAAUCAUGCUGGUAUGAACUCUAUAUUGCUGUAUGUGGGUCAUGAAAUUACUCGGAAUAUGUUUCCUUGGAGCUGGAAGGCUAUUUAUGGUACUCAUGGAGAAUACCUUGCAAUGAAUUUAUGUGGAACCACCAUCUGGGUUGUUAUUGCUGUUAUCCUGUACCAAAAGAAAAUAUUUUUCAGUAUCUAAUGGCAAAAACCCAAAGUAGACCUUCUUUGUGUGAUACAGUAGUUUCUAAAAAUUUGUGUAGCUACUCCUAGUAUCUUGACCAACCUGUUUGUUUUUAUUGAUAGACUUGCUGAACUGAAAUAAUUAGACUGUCCUACGUAAGCCUGUCUUAAAAUUAAUGUUACCAUUUUAAUUUCUAUUUUGGGUUCAAAUUGUAAAUUUGGAUUGUAAGUGUACCUUUAAGUGUUGGUAAAAUUAACUUCCUUUAUUUUGAUAUGUUAAGAAUUAUCUCUUUAUUUUUUAUUGUUUUUUUGUGAUAAGAGGUUCUUACCUCUUGAUGUUGUACAAAUUCUGUAAUUUGUUUUGACAGUUCAUUGUUUCAGCUUUAACUAGAGGGCCCAAUUAGUCAUUGAACAACAAAUAAGCUCAGUGUAGCUUUGGCUGGGAUAAAUUCAUUUCUACUGUAGCUGCAAGGACAAAACUUUUGCUUUUCUUACUGAUAAGUGUUCUGUUUCUGGUUUCAUCUCUACUUACAUUACUAAGCGUACUGACUUACUUAAAUUAUUGUAAUAGUCUUAGUGCUAUGUUAAGUUUUGAGGGAAGUACCCUGUGUAACACAUGUGAUAUUGUUUUUUGUAAGCAGGAUGUAUGCCCUUUUUAGUAUCUUAGUUUAAUAUCCUCCUUUUUAUCUAAUUACAAUAUUUUGUAAUGUUUUGAGCAAUUUUAUACAUUAAAUAAAUUGUACCACAGACAAACAGA